Molecule: messenger RNA, 7288 nt
Organism: Cydia splendana
Lineage: Eukaryota; Metazoa; Arthropoda; Insecta; Lepidoptera; Tortricidae
Product: beta-alanine transporter-like
Exons: 12
Coding region: 200-1903 (567 amino acids)
Biological process (GO): transmembrane transport
Cellular component (GO): membrane
Molecular function (GO): transmembrane transporter activity
Source: RefSeq, a predicted model, not a curated record
CCGGCAGUAGACUCGGCCGAUAGCAUCGGGCGGUCGCGUCGUCCACACUGAAGUUUUAAUUUUGGGAUGUGCUCUACACAUGUGCAUACAUUUGAAAUAUCAAACGAAGUGUUUACAUAGAGUUAUUUUGUGUGUUUUUACGCCCGUUUAAUAAAUAGUGUAUCAGUAAGUUUUUUUAUGAACUGGACGAGACAUAACGAUGACGAUGAAUAUGGAAACAAAGGAAGAAUUAAACAAAAAGUCAACGAACACCGAUCAAGAUGUUUUGGAGACAAUGCUCACAUACAUCGGUGAGAUUGGGCGCUACCAGAAAUUCCUGUUCUGCGCCAUGCUGCCCUUCGGGCUGUUUUUCGCCUACGUGUACUUCGUGCAGAUGUUCGUCGCCGCCACUCCGCAGCGCUACUGGUGCCAUGUGCCAGAGCUCGCGCACUUGGAUCUAGACCUGAGACGGAAUCUUUCGGCACCUGGAGCCAUCGAGGGCGACAAUUGGGAGCGCUGUUCGACGUUCCAAGCCAACUGGAGCCUGGUGCUGGAGACCAUGGCACCGCCCGGCAACGACACGCCCACCGCGCCGUGCCAGCAUGGCUACGAUUUCGAGCUUACUGACAUUCCUUAUCACACGGUAGUAAGCGAGCGAGGUUGGGUGUGCGAUAAAUCAAGCUAUGCUCCAAUGGCACAGUCGAUAUUUUUUGCGGGUUCAUUUGUGGGGGGGCUGCUGUUUGGGUGGUUAGCAGAUCGAUUUGGAAGAAUACCCGCUUUAGUUGGAUCCACUAUGAUCGGGUUUGUAGGCGGAGUCGCAACUAUAUACACCACUGGAAUAGUAGACUUCACCAUCGCGAGGUUUCUGGUCGGCAUGGCAUACGACAGUUGUUUUAUGAUGAUAUAUAUUUUAGUUCUUGAAUACAUCGGUCCUCGGUACCGCACGCUGGCGGCGAACCUGUCGAUCGCGCUGUUCUUCGGCGCGGGCUGCGUGUCGCUGCCGUGGCUGGCCCUCUGGCUGGCCGACUGGCGCACGCUGCUGUGGGCCACCUCCGCACCCAUGCUCAUCGUCCUCGCCAUUCCUUUCACGGUUCCAGAAAGUGUCCGAUGGCUCGUCUCUAGAGGACGCACCAAUCAAGCAGUCCGGGUGUUCAAAACCUUUGAAAAAAUUAACCGCACCCAGAUUCCGCAGGAAGUGGUGGACGAUUUUGUUAUAGCAUCCCGUCAAACCCAAAAUCAGAAGCAUUCAGUGAGUGCCUUGUUUAGAAGUGCGCCGCUGCGGGCGAUGCUCGCGUACAUGGUGGCAGUGUACAUGUGCUGCGCGCUCGUGUUCGACGGGCUGGUGCGGCUCUCCGAGUCGCUGGGGCUGGACUUCUUCCUCACCUUCACGCUGGCAUCCGCCACCGAAAUCCCCUCCGUCACGUUGCUGGCUCUUGUCAUGGACAGAUGGGGUCGGCGAAAGCUUACAGUGGUGCCCAUGGGGUUAUCGGGCAUAUUGAUAGGCAUUGCAGCAUUUUUACCUAAAGGAGUUCCGCAGACGACAGCCGCGGUGAUGGCGCGGUUCUUCAUCAACAUGUCGUACACGGCCGCUAUCCAGUGGGCCACCGAAACGCUGCCCACGGGCGUGCGCGCCUCCGGCUCCUCGCUAGUACACGUCAGCGGCUAUGUGGCCACCGUCUUGUCGCCUUUCAUCGUCUACUCGGAACGUUACUGGAGCUCGCUGCCACUGCUGAUCAUGAGCGGACUGACCGUGCUGGCCGUGGGCUGCGGGCUGAUGCUGCCCGAGACCAUGGGCCGCCCCAUGCCGCAGACCAUCGCCGACGGCGAGGCGCUCGUCAGGAACUACACCUUGUGCGGAAAAAUAGAAGAAAUCGAAGAAGACGAAUUAAAGGAGAUGAACAAAACGAAGGAGCCCAUUAUGUAGCGACUUUAUGUAAUAUAUAGGUACUUAUCUACAAAAUACGUAAAAGGAUGGGUACAGGUAUAGGUACUCCGCGGAAGAGUUACGCUAAAUAUAGAUGGUCAAGCAAAUCUUGUCAGUAGAAAAAGGCGCGAAUUUCAAAUUUUAUAUGGGACGAUAUCCUUUCGCGCCUACAUUUUUCAAAUUUGCCGCCUUUUUCUACUGACAAGAUCUGCUUGACCCAGUAUAUAUCAUGUAGUACGGAGUGAAAUGUUUGUCGCGGAAAUGUAAAGCUAUCUACACAAACCUAGGUACUUAUACAAAAAAAAACCUGAAUAACACUAAUGUGUUGUCGGGCAUAAGAAUUGUUAUGUUUUGUGCUGGGUUCGCAUUAUGUAUCUAUUUACUAUUUAAUAUGUGCGCAUUUGCGCAAUAAAUACUUUUAACUUAGCCCGAUGUUAAAAAAAAUGAACACAGCUAAAGUAUGACAAGGUACGAUAGGUACAUAUAUAUAUAUCCAACAUCAGCGGGCGCUAUAUGUAUACUACGCCUAUGCCGGCUUAACUAGGCGUCGCUUAAAAGUAGGUAGUGUUAAUUAAUAUUUAGGUACCUAUAUACGAGGGCUGAUCCGAAAGUUGUUAGUUGCUCCGGCUCUACUCAUGCGAUUGCAAUAUGAUUUAUACCAUUGUGAGGGAUAUUUCAAUGCUAAUUAUGGCCAUUUUUUUUUUAUAUGUUUAUUUUUUAUAUAAUAUAUUUUUUACUGAAAGCUGUUUUGUAUGGAGUUAUAAAUUACUAAGAAAAAAACGAUAUUAUUCUUAGUAAUUUAUUGAAUUUCGUAUUGAAAUCUUUAAGAUUCAACUUAUAUUUACCCGGGUUUAAUUAUUCGGUUCCUUCUGCUAUUUUCGAUGUAUAAUGGAUAAAUCAUUUUAUAUGAUAAAGCACAUUUUUGAAUAAGUAUCUGAAAUUACUUCUUUUGAUGAAAUGACUCAUUAUUGACACCUAUUAAGUCAUAAUUAGGUUUACUCAAUCAAAAUUAUUUAUACGUAAAAAGACGAUCGAGAUUCGCAAUUAGCAGCACCUAAAAAAAUUAUAUGUUUUUAAACUAAAAAUGUUUAUAAAAUGAUACCACAUAAUGGAGUCUCAAUUACUUAUCAUCCUGGCUGCUGGCCAUAGGCUUCGGCACGUCACAGUAAAAAAAUAUUGAAUAAAAAACUAUGCGUUUUCUAAAAACGAAUUGACGUCAUCUCUUUACAUACUGAAAUAUCCCUCACAAUAGUAUAAAUCAUAUUGCAAUCGCAUGAGUAGAGCUACUUUAAAAUAUAUCAAUUAAAUCAUCUAAGAACAAAUUAUAUUAAUUUCGGUGAAUAUAUUUUAAUUUGUGUUAUUUCAAGUGUCUACCAACUUGAAUUGUGUCUACACUACUAUAUUGACACUGGAGGCCUUCGUAAUUUUUUCCUUCGAUAUCGGUCCAUUCAUGUCAUGACAUAGUGGCAACGGCGACUAAAAUGUUCGACUUAAGUACCUACAUAUAUUUAAGUAUAUUGUCUUCUUAGUGAAUUCGUUCUCUGGCUUUAAGUGAUCGUCAAUUGUCAACCAACAUUGAUUCUGGUUUCAAGACCAAGCCAAUAUGAUUAGGCCUUAGGUACCUGUGUGUUGUAGGAGUAGGUAUGCGAUCGUGAGCGUACUCGGUGUUUGUUGCACUGGUAGGUACAUACAUGUAAUGUACUACAUAGGUACUUAUUUGCCUCUAGUAAUUUUAUGUAAUUUAUAAAUUACUUUAUGUAAGUAGGUAAACAGACAACGGGUUAAUAUUAUGUAACUAACUGAGGAAAUGUCACGAUAGGUUCCUACAGCUUAUGUAUUCGAGACAGACAAUAAUUUAAUAUAAACUUUAUUUAUUUUCUUUUUGGAACGCGCUGAAAUCGCGCUCGCGUUGCUCAAAUUUGCACAAUACGUAUUUUAUAAUGUAAUAUUCGAUAGGUAGGUACCUGUAUCCAUCAUUGUGUAAUUGCAAGGGUAUUUUUUUAUGUAGGUACUACGUUAGAAAUAAGUACCUAAUAUAAAUAAAACUCGAGGACUGAAUAAAUAAUGAAUAAAUGAUACUGCGGUACGUUAAGUCAAUUGUUACAGUCGAGUUCAUAAAUAUGAAAUAUGCAUACCUUUACCUACAUUGCUUCACCUUAAUCCAUCGAUAUACGUUGAAAAAAUGUAUACAUAAAUAUGUACUCGACUGUACCUACUUAAAUUAGGUACAUAAUGUAAUGUUCCUAAUUGAAUACCUUACUUACUUAAGUACCUUAAUUAUUAAGCUUAGAAUAAAUUUAAAAGUGGAAAAAAUACUGUCUUGGGUGAGACUUCAACUCACGGCCUCUGGAUCCACCCAAGACAGUAAUUUUUCCACUUUUAAAUUUAUUCUAAGCUUAAUAGCAUCGUUCGCAGACGUUUCUGCUUGUUAAAAAUUAAAAUUACCUUAAUUAUUUUAUAAAAAGAAAAUGGGGUCAUAGACGGACUUUAUUGCGUAAAAAAAUGAAUAAGAUCCGACUUCACAAAAUAGUUAAGAAUGCCCUCAUUUCGCCAUUUUCAUCAGCAGUUCCAUUCCACCAAUGUAGCUUUCCGAGAGCUAACGCAGAAGUACUAUAAUAAAUACCUAAUAGGUAGUGAUAAUUAAAUCGUAAUGUAUUGUUUUACAGAGGCGGUUAGUAAAAAGAGGCUGUGGUAAAGUGCCUUGUCGAAGGACGGAUAAUGGUAGAGGUUGUUUGGUUGCCAGGAGCGGGCUACAUUGGGCAGUGCGAUUCAUCUUCUGGGCAUAUAUUGUAUAGAGAGGAAGAUUUUAGUUCAAUUUUAAUUCUAUUCGAUUUUGGCGGUAAGGCCUCAGACGCUGAUGCAGUUGCACGUCCUGCGCAUUCUGUAAAGAAGUCCAUUUAUACCAAGGUGUCACAAAAGCGGUAACUCUAACUUUCAUCAAUAUGACGUUAAUGUCUAACUUGGUUGAGUCUAAAGGGGCCCACUGAUUACCAGUCCGCCGGACGAUAUCGGCCUGUCAGUUAAAAGCAAAGUUUGACAGCUCCGAACAACUGACAUGCUGAUAUCGUCCGGCGAACUGGUAAUCUGUGGGCCCCUUAAGUAGUCACCUUGGCGUGGAGAGAUAUGAAAGCCAUGCAGCCUGUGCCUGGCAGACCAUCAAAUAAUUCACACGACAGCUGUUUAACACCAUCCUGCCCAAAUGUUCAUUGCAGACAAAAUUGAAGCUGCAUUCAAUUUUUAAUUUCUAUUGCAUAUUUUUCACAUAUUUUUAGAUAGAUAGGCGUACUAAUUAGAGUAAUUAUUAAAAUAAUAAUUAGGUAUUGUUCUUCCAUUUAUUUAAAAAAUGUACCUACUCGUGCAAAUCCAAGCGACGUAUAAUAAUAAUGUUAAGUUUGAAUAAAACCAUAUUUUUGUCAAAAAGCAAACAACAAGUUUAUUUACAAAAAUAAACGUCAUAAGAUCAGAAUAACCUCUUUUAUUUCAUACCAUUCUAAGAAAUCCCUCAGGGCCACUUGCACCAUUCGCUAACCCAGGGUUAACCGGUUAAACCUGGAGUUACCAUGGUUACCAAUACAUUUUGACACUUGGUUAACGGUUUAACCGGUUAACCCCCGGUUAGUGGGAUGGUGCAAGUGGCGCUUAACUCCGUUAAAGUAUGAUAUACUUACAAUACCUACCUAGUUAUUUUUGUAACAAAAGAGCAGUUGUUUUUGGUUCGAGGACUACUAAUACAGUAAUUUUAUACAUUUCGCGUUUGCGUUAAAUCCGGUAGUUCUGAUUUUUUGUAGAAGUGUUUAUGAUGUUGGCCUAAUGAAUAAUACAAGUUUGUGACUUCAAGCGCCGAACGCAACUUUGUCAAAUAUCGAAAAACCCGCGUAAAUUUCGGUUUUCUUUUAGAUUUGGGCGAUUAUAGCCCUAAAGGACUAGUUUUUGAUAGUGCCUACGCAGGACGUUUUUAAAGUGGACUAAAUUUGCUACAAUACGAGACUAGAAUAGGGUAUUUUCCUACUAGUCAAAUCAGUUACUUUUUUAGAACUGUCAAAACGAUUUGCUAAUAUGGAAUUUAUAUGAAACAUUACAUCGUGACGUCACGGUCAACUCACCUAAUACUUUUUAUAUUUCUAUCCGAUUUAUUAAAAAGAACUUGUGUUUAAAAAUAACUUCUGUCUGUGUUUUUCUAAUAAUUAUCUGGUGCUUUAUUUCAUGCAUGGUGUAAAAUAAUUUAUUUUAAAUACAGUAUAAUACCCUAUUGUCUCUGUACAUCUAGUUAGUUUCCGAAAUAAAACUUUACAAAAUUUAUAAUUUUUUGAAAUUGUAUAAGUAGGGUAAGUAAGUGCAGUGAGUAUGCACUUUUGUCUCAGGCGAUGCAGCUUGGCACGAUUGUGCCUAAGGUCAAACAAAGCUGAUUUGGCCAGGUAGCUUGAAAUCGUACCGUGCCUACCCCCCAAAAAGGGAGGCGCAAGGGUCGGAUCACCAGGUCCAAUCUAUGCUAUAUUUCGUCCUGCUCUUAGCAACUAGGGCAAGUAAUAUAUCAUUUUUAUAUAAUUUAGGGAUUCCUUAUUCUAAUUAAAACCAAAAUAUUACUUUGCUAAUCCGCGAAAAGAUAACGUGCUAGUCAAUCAGUGCUAACCCGUUAUACUUACUUGCGUAUUUUUACAUGCAAUUAAUAUUCCCACCCUCCCACCGCAAAAAUAAAUACGCAAAAAAAUAUAACAAACCACCACCAAAAAAAUAAUAUAAUAAUAAUAAUAAUAACCCCGCGGGGGCAGCUUGUGGCGAGCUGACGGUGAGUGGCGACACCGCGGACCCCUAUUCCAGAGGGCACUUUCAUCUGGCCCUCGCCUCUGUGCUUGCCUUGACUGGCCGGCCAGAGUGGAGUCGCAAGAGCGGGACCUAUGCUCCAGGUUGGAAGUGUAAAAUGUCAUAACGCCGGCGGCCUGCUGAACGGAUUACCGGGAUCUGGCUACCGCAGACUCACCUCUCGACAACCUUACAGCCACUCCAAAGUGUUGCCCUGUUGUCGCACUGUGCGUGCGGCCAUUGCGGGGCCCACUCAAUGAGUUGGCAAGUCACCACCUGUCUCAUACAAUUUUGAGACUGAUUGUCACGGCAGGUGUCCGCUAGUCUCCUCCCAUAGCCCGAUAUCCAGUCCAUCCAACAUUCAAAUCUAUAGCCUAUGACCUUAGUUCCCAUCGCAGCACAAAAGUGCUGCACUGCAAUAGUCUUUGCACCUGGCGGGGACCAUCUCCGGAUGUAUCAUAUUGUGCGUUCGGGGAUGGUAUCCGCCACGUGUAUCCCUUGCCUUUAGAUUAAUUUGUCUUAAAGGGCCUCUGCGCUGUUGGCUUCGGCCCCACGCACGCCUCCCAAAGGUCCGGGACCCCAUGG